Messenger RNA from Naegleria lovaniensis, 1182 nucleotides. RefSeq lists its product as uncharacterized. The transcript has 3 exons. Lineage: Eukaryota; Heterolobosea; Eutetramitea; Acrasida; Naegleriidae. The coding region runs from base 1 to 1182 and encodes 393 amino acids. The record is from RefSeq and is a predicted model, not a curated record.
AUGAACACUGCUUCAUCUCAGCAACUCUACCAAGAUGUGACCAUUCUCACAAAAGAUAAAUAUUUACUGUCUGCACGAGUAUAUGAACCGUCUACUACUUCGGCUCAGCACGGAAACAAGAAGACAGCCAUUGUAGGAAGUGCCAUUGGAGUCAAGAUGAAUUUUUAUCAUGAUUUUGCAUGUUUUCUUCAACAUAAUGGUUAUAGAGUGGUAUUAUUUGAUUAUCGAGGAUGUUAUGAAUCCAGGAAUUUACUUUACAACAAGUACAAUCAACAUUUACCACCUACAGAUUUAAUUUCAUGGGGGAAAUUUGAUAUUCCAUCGGUGAUUGAUUAUGUGGAGCAAUUGGAUCUUGUUGUUGGACCAUUUGAAAAUUCCAACAAAAAUUGUGACCAUAGUAACACGAAAGAAUCUGGUACAGUCAUGAGUGACAUUGUUUUUAUUGCUCAUUCAAUUUCUGGAAAAAGUAUUUGUUUCACACCAAAGAAAUACCUCGAGAAAAUAAGUGCCAUGGUUUGUGUAGCGUCACAAAGUGGUAACUUUACACAUCAAACACAUAUCCUUUCGAAAAUGCUCUUUUUCUUUGUGUGCUAUUUAUUUUGUCCUGUAAUGACGCCCAUGGUCAAUACUUUACCUAUUUGGACCAUGCCAAGUGAUUGUGCCAAACAGUGUGCUCAGUGUGGAAGAUAUUCAGAGGAGGUUUUUGGAGCCUUUCCUAAAGAAACCAUUGAUUUACAACAAUAUCUGAAUUGUCCAGUACUCUUUUAUGCAUUGAGACAUGACAUUUUGGGAGAUGCAGCAGCUGUAAAAUUUAUUUUCAAUUAUUUCACCAAUAACAACAUGAAAGAUUACCAACCAUUACAUGAGCCAACCUCAAAAAUAGGGCACAGAGACUACCGAACAGUGACUGAAGUGUUGGCUGAUCGAUCGAACUUGUAUCAUUUUCUACAUCACUUUAUUUAUUUGAAUCGAUCGUUGGGGAAGCGAUUGGGACAUUUUGGAUUUUUCAAAAAACACAAAGGAAUGAACAGUGGUGUUUGGCAUCAUUUACUGACCUUUAUCGAUAAUGCUGUGGAAAGGAAACGACGAGAUAGAGACUCUUCCAUUGGAACAGCAUCUCCAGACUCGUCAACAACAUUCAACCACACUUCUCUCCCUCCUCUAAGGCAUUCAAAGCUGUAA